Molecule: messenger RNA, 2586 nt
Organism: Bacillus rossius redtenbacheri
Lineage: Eukaryota; Metazoa; Arthropoda; Insecta; Phasmatodea; Bacillidae
Product: dehydrogenase/reductase SDR family member on chromosome X
Exons: 6
Coding region: 159-1217 (352 amino acids)
Source: RefSeq, a predicted model, not a curated record
GUGUUUAUAUUUUUUUUAUGAAUUGAUGAACAUGUGUAGAGAGAGUGGCACGAUUUUGAAAUGAAAAUGUAAACACAGACAACUCACCGAGGAGAAAGUUGUGUAUUGUGCUAUUUUCAGUGGUUGUGUCAGGUAAACGUGAACUCUCGAGUCGAAAAAUGUAUAUAAUACUAACUAUUGCACUUUCGUGCUUAAUUGUGUUGCUUAUUUUACGCUAUCAGAGUUUACUGUUUGUAAUUUACGCUGUCAAGUAUGAAAUUAUUUACCUUUUCUUGGGCUUCAAAGCAGUAAUAGAAGAUUAUAUGUAUCGCAAAUGCGUCGAUGAAAUUAAAGAGUUCCCGCUGCGGCCGGGGGACGUGGCGGUGAUCACGGGCGGGUCCCGGGGCAUCGGCCUGCGCGUGGCCACCAGACUGAUGUCCUGCGACAUGCACGUCGUCAUUGGGUGCAGGAACGUGAAGCAAGGGAACGAGGCGUUGGCGCGGCUCAAGUCGGCCGGCGCGGCGAGUGGGAGCGCCGAGUGCCUCCACGUGGACAUGGCUUCCCUCGCAUCCGUCCGCCGGUUCGCCGAGGAGGUCCUGGCGAGGUGUCCCAGGAUCAACGUGCUCGUCAACAACGCUGGGAUCAUGUUCGCCCCGUUCGAGCUGACGGAGGACGGCUUCGAGUCGCACCUGGCGGUGAACUACCUCGGCCACUGCCUGCUGACGCACCUCCUGCUGCCGCGCCUCGCGUCAAGCGCCGCGCCGGGCGUCAGCAGCAGGGUCGUGAACGUCUCCUCGUGCGCGCACGAGUGCGCCGCCAUCGACUUCCAGGACCUGAACACACUGAACCGGUACCUGGGCACGGUGGCGUACGGGCGGUCCAAGCUGGCACAGGUGCUGUUCACGCGCGCCCUCGAGCGGCGGCUCCGCGCGGCCGGGGCGCCCGUCCAGGCGCACGCCGUUCACCCGGGCCUGGUCGACACGGACCUCUUCCACGGCACGGCCGUCAAGCUGCUGCUGCCCUGGGCGCUGAAGCUGCUCUUCAAGACGCCGGAGCAGGGCGCCGUGCCGGUGCUGUACGCGGCCGUGGGGACGGAGCUGGAGGGGGCGGGAGGCACUUACAUCAGCAACUGCAGUGUCGUCCCGUGCAGCGAGGCGGCGGCCCGCGAGACCACCCAGGAGCAGCUCUGGGCCCGCAUGAUGGGGAUGCUGCAGCUGGAGACCUUCGGCGGGCUCUAGCCGGCGUCGCGCACGCCCCUUGUAUCCGUCUCUCGUUUCCAUUGUCGUUUAGUGGACUUUUCAUAGUGAACAAAAAGAAAAAAACUACAUCCAGUUUCCCAGUUAUUGCCUUGUCUGAAAUGCCUACAACUCACGUAGUUUCGGUUCCCUGCAAGAAUUCCCGAAGAUUUCCGAAGUUUUUCGUAUUCGGUAUUAACGCCACUUCAGCCGCUAAUUCAGAAGUUUCCAAUUGAAAAACAAGCAUGUUGUGACUGACCUUACCCGACCUAACCCUUCGAUUUUUUUAAAUUUCAAUUUUUGAGAGAAAUCCAAAGUUUGCACGAACGUGGUAGGGAACCGAAACUACGCGAGUUGUAGGGUCCCGAAAUGCAGACCUGGUAUUGUAUGUAUGGCAUAGGCAGUAGCGGAUCCAGAGGGGGGGCUAAGGGGCUCAAGCCCUCUCCAAAAGCAUCUGGGUCCACUAUUGUUUUAGUGCUUGCCUUGAUAAAGCCUAGCCUCAGCUGGGUCAAGCCCCUCCCAAACCAAAAUCCUGGAUCCGUCACUGGGCAUAGGGACCACAAAAUAAAAAGAUAAAUAAAACUGCUCUGCAGCAGUGUCUGAAAAGGAUCAAUCAAAGCAUUGCCCCAAAAUUUAACUAAGAAAAUAAAUCAAACUUCACACGCAAAGUAAUACAAAGAAAAAAAAUUAUCGUUGCAUAAACAGACAAAACGCACGAACUUUAAAAAAGUAGUCGAGGUUAAUGUGUCCAUUAUCAAUGGAAUCUUCCUGAUUUGUUAAGAUACUUUCUGAAGACAGUGCAUGCUUAAACUGAGAAACCAUUUCAAAUACAAUAUCCAUGGCUUCUGCUUCAGUUAAAGACCCAGAUGAAAUUGACAUCUUGAGCUCUACACAACAAUUGACUGUUUAACAUACAAUAAUUUCCUUACUCAACAUUGUGUUCUUCGCAGGGUUUUCACGUUAAAACACAGCAUAAUUAAUUGUAUUGAUUUCGCAAAAUAAAUUACGAUUUUGUUUUAUUUAUUUCUUGAUGCAACAUUUUCCCCCGAUCCCCAAGGAUGGGCUAAAGAAUUUGCAAGUUGUCAGCACUGGGGUCAGGAAAGGAGAGGUAAGUAGAAAGGAAAGGGAAUACUUAUUAGUAGGGUGCAGCCAUUGAAGGUUCAUAAAUCUUGGAAGUAGAAUAUUUCUUAGAGUGCUGAACCUAUUCAAAAUAUGUUGAUCGUGCUUUGCUUAGUGAGCAAUACAAAGUUACCACCCACAUCAGCAUCAUUACAAUGUGUGAUGUUUUAGAACAGUCAUGUGAUCAUGCCAUUCUGAGUUAGUACUUCUACAUUUGGUUCCAGUGGGCUCUCUGACUCCAUUCAGAACUACU